AUGAGCCAGUUAGUUCUAGACUUAAAAUGUUUGAAGGAUAAAAUAGCAACGAAUUACGAUAUUCAUAACAAUGUUUACGGUGGAAACGGAAUGGAACCAAACAUUAUUCAUCCGUCCAAAAGAUUCAGGAUUGUUGUUCGAUUAGUAGAUUUCUUGUUCUGUAAAUCGGAUGAAGAAUUCAUUAAAGGUUUUUUCUGUCAAAUGAUAGUUAGAAAUCUUCAUUGCCUCAAUUCAACAAAUGGCGCAGAGGAGAUGCGUUUGUAUAUGAGCGAAAGAUUAUUUUCAGCCCAUAAAGAUGAUUUGAGAUUGAUAAAUGGGCAGGUACUGGAUGUUCGCAUUGGGGUAUGGUAUGGAAUACACCAAAGUCCGCCAAUUUUUGAAAUCAUUGAUUUUAAGAUACUAUCCAGGAAUGACGUUCGUGAUUUCUGUGAAUUUGUCAAAUCACCACUUGGUGAGAAGUUUCUGAACAUCUCUAACUCCUAA
Saccharomyces cerevisiae S288C is the source of this 483-nucleotide messenger RNA. RefSeq names its product Ten1p (gene TEN1). The transcript has a single exon. The coding region runs from base 1 to 483 and encodes 160 amino acids. The record is from RefSeq and is marked reviewed. Lineage: Eukaryota; Fungi; Ascomycota; Saccharomycetes; Saccharomycetales; Saccharomycetaceae. Gene Ontology annotation, cellular component: nucleus; chromosome, telomeric region.